AUGUACUUAAGGAAAGUAUACACUCUUGUCUUUCUUCAUAACGAAACACACAUUUUAUUAGGGUUAAAAAAACGCGGUUUCGGUCUCAACAAAUGGAACGGUUUUGGCGGCAAAGUGGAACAAAAUGAAACAAUUAUUGAUGCAGCAAUUCGGGAAUUACGUGAAGAAUGCUGUGUAGACGUUAAUAAAAAUAAUUUAAAGAAUAUAGGACAUCUAGAAUUCACAUUUGAAGGAGAAUCAUUACUGAUGGAUGUGAGAGUUUUUUCUGCAUCGGUAUAUGAAGGCGUUCCGACAGAAACUGAGGAGAUGUCUCCGAAAUGGUUUAAUUACGAGGAAAUACCCUUCAACGAUAUGUGGCCCGACGACCGGAUCUGGUUUCCUUACAUGUUAAAAAGCAAACUUUUUUAUGGUAAAUUUCAUUACAAAGGCUAUGAUACAAUAUUAAAUUACGAAGUGCAAGAGUUGAAAUCUAUGGAUUCGUUUUAUAAAAACAACAAAUAA
Molecule: messenger RNA, 501 nt
Organism: Melitaea cinxia (Glanville fritillary)
Lineage: Eukaryota; Metazoa; Arthropoda; Insecta; Lepidoptera; Nymphalidae
Product: oxidized purine nucleoside triphosphate hydrolase-like
Exons: 1
Coding region: 1-501 (166 amino acids)
Biological process (GO): DNA protection
Molecular function (GO): 8-oxo-7,8-dihydroguanosine triphosphate pyrophosphatase activity
Source: RefSeq, a predicted model, not a curated record